AUGAUCGAAAAAAACAGACUCGAUCCCUUUGAUCCCCAUCACAGACCACGCGCAGUGAUGACUUCAAUAUUUGCUCCCACCCACUGCAAAGUCGAUUUGGAGAAGAUAGAUUACCUACCCCCCGCAACUGCCGCAUACUACUCCGACCUAUAUGGCGCAUACGGACUUCCAAACGGGUCGCUUCAAUCCAUCUCUUUCCAGACAUGCCCAGAGGCGCCAAGAGGCCAUCAUCUCCACUUUCCAGUUGUUCUCUUCUCGCCUGCUCUCGGCACGACGCGUCUAUUCUACAAUGCCAUUGCACAGGCUGUGGCCAGCGCCGGGUACAUCGUGGUGUCUAUCGACCACCCCUACGAUACUGAGUUCCUCGAGUUCCCGGACGGAAGCGUCGUGACUGCAGCAAACAUCAGUGAUGCGCAGGUUCCACUGGAUGUCGAGACCCGAGCGCGAGAUGUGUCCUUCGUGCUGGAUCAGUUGAGCACCAAGGCUGGGGUAGCUACUCUACUCCCUAGAACGGGUGCCGCGAGGUUGAGAACUCGGCAAGUCGCGAUGUACGGUCAUUCAGUUGGGGGUGCGGCCACUGCCGAGGCCAUGCAUUUGGACCAUCGGAUUGUCGCUGGAGCGAACCUGGACGGGUCUAUGUUUGGAUCAGUGGUUCAACAAGGGCUUCGGGGUCCAUUUCUUCUCUUCGGACAUGAAAACAAAACCAAGAUGACAGACCCAACGUGGAAGGAGUUUUGGCGCAAUCUGCGAGGAUGGAGAUUAGAGCUGGAACUGGCUAAGGCUCAACAUUACACAUUCUCCGACUUACCGUUCCUAUUGCAUCUCCUAGGUCUCCCUAUUCAAAAGGUUCCAGCCAUCCAAACGAUGGUUGGAGCGUUGGAUGGGCUCAAAGCAUUUGAAAUUGUUCACCGAACCAUCGUCGCCUUUUUGGGGUUUGGGCUUCGCCAAACUUCACCUACUCCAAUUCAGGAGAUCAUUUCACAGUAUUCGGAUGUAUCGGUCGUUGCGCGGUAA
Messenger RNA from Penicillium crustosum, 1014 nucleotides. Its product is annotated as PAF acetylhydrolase family protein. The transcript has a single exon. Gene Ontology annotation, molecular function: 1-alkyl-2-acetylglycerophosphocholine esterase activity. Bases 1 to 1014 code for a protein of 337 amino acids. The record is from RefSeq and is a predicted model, not a curated record. NCBI's taxonomy places the organism in Eukaryota, Fungi, Ascomycota, Eurotiomycetes, Eurotiales, Aspergillaceae.